AUGGGUACCAAAAUCGGCGUCUUUCCCGCUUCCGGGGGCCUUGGAUCAAGCAUUGUGAACCACCUGGCAAAACUAGUCCCAAAAUCCGAUCUCGUUCUGGUUGGCCGACACCCCGAGAAACUGCACGACCUCGAGCAAGCUGGUGCUACGAUACGGAGGGCCGACUAUGAUGCGCCAUCAACAUUAGACACAGCCUUCGAAGGCGUCGAUGUCUUGAUGCUGGUUUCAUAUGCAUCAUUCGAGAUAGAUCACAGGACCAAGGCACACAUUCUUGCUAUAAAUGCAGCCGUCAAAAGUGGCGUCAAGUACAUUUUUUACUCCUCCCUUGGAUUCGGCGGUGAUCUAACCGACCAGAGUGUCGCUCAUGUGAUGGGCGCCCAUAUCCAGACAGAGAAAUACCUCUCUUCUCUGCAAGAGAAAGUGUCCCACACCAUAAUCCGCGAGGGUCUCUACACUGAAUCCUUCCCGAUAUAUACCGCAUUCUUCGAUCCGAAGCAUCCAACGGACGAGGUUACGAUCCCUCACUCGGGUACAGGCCCAGGUGUGGCGUGGGUCAAGCGCGAUGAGCUGGGCGAGGCAACCGCCAAGUUGAUUGCCUCGUAUGUCAAGAACCCGACCAGCUUUGGGUAUUUGAACAAGGCUCUUCUGCUCUCUGGGCCUCGGGAGAUCUCUCUUGCGGAGACGGUUGAGAUUAUCGGUCGGGCGAUUGGGAAAUCGCUCAAGAUCCGUGAGAUCUCUGUCGAUGAGUUCGUGAAUCUUCCUCAGAUUGGUGACCAUCUUACCUACAGGGGGGUCAAUCUGUCGAGGGAGUGGGCUACGGCUUGGGAGGCUAUCCGACGGGGUGAGACUGCGGUUGUGACCCCGACUCUACGUGAGAUCUUAGGGCGUGAACCGGAGAGCUUCGAAACUACUCUCAAGGCGUUGAUUGGAUGA
Messenger RNA from Penicillium roqueforti, 933 nucleotides. RefSeq lists its product as uncharacterized. The transcript is spliced from 2 exons. The record is from RefSeq and is a predicted model, not a curated record. NCBI's taxonomy places the organism in Eukaryota, Fungi, Ascomycota, Eurotiomycetes, Eurotiales, Aspergillaceae. Bases 1 to 933 code for a protein of 310 amino acids.